This is a messenger RNA of Fusarium keratoplasticum, 687 nucleotides long. RefSeq lists its product as uncharacterized. The coding region runs from base 94 to 687 and encodes 197 amino acids. Lineage: Eukaryota; Fungi; Ascomycota; Sordariomycetes; Hypocreales; Nectriaceae. The transcript has a single exon. The record is from RefSeq and is a predicted model, not a curated record.
AUUGAUUCCCUUCCCCGACAACAAUAUUCUCCAGUGGAAAAUUCCCACCUUGGACUUUUCCAAGCCAACCCCAAGACCAUCAACAUUUUCAAUAUGCCCACUUCCACUCUUCUUCUUUCUGCUCUGGCCCUCUCCCUUGCCAGCCAAUCCAUGGCGGACACGGUAGUCAUAGUCAAUGGCGCCACCCUCACCGGCAACGCCCAGGCUGAAAGCGGUAAAAACAGACUUAUCGGCACGAAAUGCCCAGGCGUGCUGCAAGUUACUGGCGACAAUGACGGUCACUGCUGCGUCGGCGGGACUUUGAACCUCAGCACCUGCAAGGGCUGGCCACUCUGCAGUGGCCGUCAGACUGCAGCUCCCGAGCCGACCUCUAUCAGCUGCGCUACCAAGAUCCCUCUGACGGCGAGCGACUACUCCUCCCUGAUUGAGAGUGCGAGCUCCCGGUACUUGAAGGCCAGUGGUGAGGCUGAGCCGUCAUCUACGGGUGAAAGUUCCAUGCCGUUGGCGACCAGCACCGAGGAAACCGACACUGAGGGCACCAGCACUGAGGGCGCAAAUGAUCAGGAGGGUUCAACGAGUUCAGGCGCCAGUCCUGCCGAGACAGGCAAUGGAUCCAUCAUGGAAAAGGUUCCCGGUCUGAUGGCCGGAGUUGUUGGGGGCGUUUUGGCCUUGUGGAUGUCAAUGUAA